CAGAAGCAAGACGCUCUUCUGUGCGUGUCUAUGGGUACAUCCUACAGCGCCGCCCUGGGACAGUAGCAUUGUUCUCUCAGUAACGCCAAGAGGAUCGGGAAAGCUUUAAGACACAGGAAACAUGGUGAACCAAAGAGCAGAUAUUGGAUGGCAGUCAUCUAAGAGUGACUCGAGUGGGGCCAGUAACAGUGGAGAGAGCUCUAAAGAGAGUUCCAGGUGCUCCACCCCGGUAUUGGAUGGUGACCGCUCUGACCGCCUGCGGGACAAGAUGAAACGGCGGAUCGAGUCCGGGGACCGCUGGUUCUCCCUUGAGUUCUUCCCCCCUCGCACAGCCUCUGGAGCCGUCAAUCUCAUCUCUAGAUUUGACCGCAUGGGUUCUGGCGGUCCUCUCUUCAUUGACAUCACCUGGCACCCCGCUGGAGAUCCGGGUUCAGACAAAGAAACAUCUUCCAUGAUGAUAGCGAGCACAGCAGUCAAUUACUGCGGCCUGGAGAGCGUCCUGCAUUUGACAUGUUGCAAUCAAACGAAAGAGAAGAUCACAGCACAUUUGAACAAAGCCAAACGGCUCGGCUUAAAGAACAUCAUGGCUCUGAGGGGAGAUCCUGUUGGUGAAGACUGGGUGGAGGAAGACGGAGGUUUCAACUAUGCCACAGAUUUGGUCAAACACAUUCGCUGUGAAUUUGAUGACUACUUUGAUAUCUGUGUUGCAGGUUACCCCACGGGCCAUCCUGAAGCAGAGAGCUAUGAAGGAGACCUCAGGCACCUGAAGGAGAAGGUUGAUGCAGGUGCACACUUUAUAGUCACUCAGCUCUUCUUUAGAGCAGAGACCUUCCUUAAGUUCAUCAAAGACUGUCGGGCCAUUGGCAUCACCUGCCCCAUUCUGCCAGGCAUCUUCCCCAUCCAGGGCUAUCACUCUUUGCGGCAGCUGGUCAAACUGUCCAAACUGGAAGUGCCGGAGGAGAUCACGCAGGUCGUUGAGGCCAUUAAAGAUAAUGAUGCUGCCAUCAGGAACUACGGCAUCCAGCAGGCGGUGGAGAUGUGUAAGGUUCUGCUGAACAGUGGGGAGGUGCCGGGACUCCACUUUUACACACUGAACAGAGAGGUGGCCACCAUGGAUGUGCUCAGACAGCUGGGUUUAUGGGCAGAAGAUCCACGGCGACCUCUGCCCUGGGCCAUCAGUGCUCAUCCGAAGCGCAAGGUAGAAGACGUCAGGCCAAUCUUUUGGGCUUCACGGCCUAAGAGCUACAUCUACAGAACACAGGACUGGGACGAUUUUCCCAAUGGAAGAUGGGGUAACUCCUCUUCACCCGCGUUUGGCGAGCUGACAGACUAUUACCUGUUUUACCUGAAGAGUAAGUCUCCUAAAGAAGCCCUGCUGCAGAUGUGGGGGGAGGAACUAACUAGCGAGGAGAGUGUUUAUGAAGUCUUUACUAACUACAUUACGGGCCAAACCAACCGCAAUGGACACAAGGUGAUGUGUCUGCCAUGGAACGAUGAUCCUUUGGCUCCAGAGACCAAUCUGUUAAAGGACGAGCUGGAGAAGGUGAACCGCAGAGGUGUACUCACCAUUAACUCUCAGCCCAACAUUAACGGCAAAGCCUCCUCCGACCCCAUCGUGGGCUGGGGCCCUGCAGGAGGAUAUGUCUUUCAGAAGGCAUACCUGGAGUUUUUCACAUCAAAUGAGAAUGUUACUGCACUUCUGCAAGUGUUAAAGAAAUAUGAACCUCGUGUGAACUACCAUAUAGUCAAUGUAAAGGGCAGGAAUAUUACGAACGCUCAUGACAUGCAGCCCAACGCUGUGACUUGGGGGAUUUUUCCUGGACGGGAAAUUGUUCAGCCCACUGUGGUGGAUCCAGUGAGCUUCAUGUACUGGAAGGACGAGGCAUUUGCGCUAUGGAUUGAACAGUGGGCAAAGCUGUACGAGGAUGAGUCGCCCUCCCGUAUGAUCAUUCAGUACAUCCAUGACAACUACUUCCUCGUCAACCUCGUGGACAACGACUUCCCUCUGGACAACUGCCUGUGGCAGGUCAUUGAAGACAUGUUUGCUCUGCUGGACUCACCUCAAGAAACUCUGGACGAGGGAAGCAGAUCGUAGCAUCACAGUACAGAAAAGUCUGUCAGCGCUGCAGUUUGAUCCAGAGACCUCAACAUGCAAACACACAGUACUUUACUGUAAUGACGCACAAUGUUUUAGACAGAUGUGUUUUUCAGAGAACUAUAUGAGACAAUUAACUUUAAUUGACCAUUAAAGGAAUAAGGAAUAGUUUGCCCAAAAAUGAAAUGAAAAAUGAAAAUUCAUGACGUACCAAGCCUGUAUGACUCUGUUGCACACAAAAAGAGAAAUUUAGAAGAAUGCAUUGGUCAUUCAAUGCAGUUGCAAAGAAUUGGAAAUGGAGCUUUCAGACUUCAAAAAGAAUGCAAAAGCACAAUGAAAGUAGUCCAUAUGACUUGUGUGCUAUAUUCCAAGUGUUCUGAAGCCAUACGAUAUAAGAUACCAAAAUUUAAGUCGUUAUUCACUGAAAAUGUUUAUAUCCUUCCAGUUCUCCUUGGUAUGAUCGUGAGAAUAAUCUAAAUGAUUCUUUCGAAAUCAGUCAUUGCUAAUUCUCUCAUGAGGCACCAUGAAUUUGUCAAAGAGUACAAAGGUAGAUGUCAAGAUUUUCAGUGAAUAACGACUUAAAUGUUGGUCUGUUUCUCACAAAAAGUUAUCGAAUGGCUUCAGUAGUUGUAUGGAUACUUUUACAUCCUUUUUAAAGCUUGAAAGCUCAGUGCUUAUUGUAACUGAACUGAAGCGAGUGACCACUACAGAGUUGAAAAUUUCUCCUCUUGUGUUGCAUGGAAGAAAGUCAUAAGGGUUUGGAACAGCAUGAGGUUGAGUAAAAUAUGACAAUUGUUUGGUGAUGUAUUCCUUAUGGGGAAGGCAAUAUAGGUAUUACAGUUGUAGCAAUAUGAUUUGAAUUUACACUACACAAAAGAUUAUUUGCCUUAAUAUUUGAUGGAACUUGAAUUGGCAGAGGCUACGUUGGAUGCCAUUUCUUAUGUUUUUAAGCUAGUUUUAAACUAUUUAUCGAACGUAUUCUGGAUACUGCAUAUGUUCAGUAUGACUGUAAAAGCAAGGAACUGCCUGCUGCAUGUAUGGCAGGUGAAAUGUGUGGACCCAAAAUACAGUACAUAUGCCUACUGUACUUCACUAAGACUUUAUAGGUGGAUGUGUCAAAAAAAAAAAAAGUUUUUUUUUUUUUUUUUACUUAUAUUUUGCAAAAAAAUACCUAUUUUAGAACCAUUAAGACCAUCAAUUUCCCUAAAAUUCUCAUUACUGUAACACAGAUGUUUUACUUUUGAGCAUGUAAUUUCGUUUUGAAUUAUGGAGGCCAGAUAUUGCCAGAGAUAAUUGCGAUGAGAUUCACCCUUAUGGUAUUUUACUGUCAUGAGAGAACUGAUAGCAGAGGAAUAAUUGGUUGCAUGGUGACAGUGGCAAUUUGUGAUUACUAUUGAAAUAAAUAAAAGAUGGAUGUGGUGCCCUUAUAGAUCUGAAA
Myxocyprinus asiaticus (Chinese sucker) is the source of this 3533-nucleotide messenger RNA. RefSeq names its product methylenetetrahydrofolate reductase-like. Gene Ontology annotation, biological process: tetrahydrofolate interconversion. The record is from RefSeq and is a predicted model, not a curated record. Gene Ontology annotation, molecular function: methylenetetrahydrofolate reductase [NAD(P)H] activity; FAD binding. The coding region runs from base 122 to 2095 and encodes 657 amino acids. The transcript has 12 exons. Gene Ontology annotation, cellular component: cytosol. Lineage: Eukaryota; Metazoa; Chordata; Actinopteri; Cypriniformes; Catostomidae.